CUCAGAGGCUGCUCGAUCUCCGCGAAUCGAGAUGCCGUGCUCCGUUUUUAUACUCGUCCUGAUCGGGACAGCCGUCGCGACGGCCGCCGUUCUUGAGGCGACGCUGCACGACGACGGACCCAGUGAGCUGAGGGAACAGUUGCGUGUUUUGAGCAAACAGGUGACCGCGCUACUUGAUCGUCGCAGGGAGGAUUUGGAGAUGAUCGAGGAGAAUUUGAGGAGGAAGUUGUACGAGACGCCGGAGUUGGAGGAUAUUAAGAACGCGCUGAAGACGUUGAGAAAAGACGUCGAUCUGGUACGUCUCGGCACGACCGAUCUUCCUCAAGUCCAGACCUCGACGACAGAAGAGAAAAACGAACAUCUGACCAUCAAGUGGCUGUCCAACGCCGUCUCCGAACUCAGGACCGAAUUCGGGGAAGUACAAGCCGCCGUCAAUUCUACCGUGAUCCUCCAGAACCACGAACAGCUCGAUACCGAAUUGAGUUUGCUUAGGAGUGACGUAACCAAUUUGAACAGUCAACUGGAAUUGGCCAAGAACGCGAACGAGAAGUACGAGGCUAAGCUGCAGAUGCUCCAGGAGGAGAUGGCCAACCUGAGGGAAUUCAAUAAGGCCACUGCCACGAACUGCGGCAGACUGAAGCAUCAGAUCAAAGCGAUGCAAUUUGAAUCUGCCCAAAACAUGAAGACUCUACAGAAGCUCCGCGAGAAUGAUCAAACUAUUCCGACCACAGAAGAUCAUCCAUACCGUCACCAAAGAGUCCUGAAAAAACAUAUCAUUCGUCUGGAGAAAUCCUCGAAAGCUCUGUUCAAAGAGACCCAACAUCUCAAAAACAAACUGUCUAGACUGGAAAGGGAGAUGCAAAUCAUGCAGGAGAAUUCCAACGAGCCUCUGAAAACCUUCGACAGGAUAAACGGCAACGAGAUCGAGAACUACAUCGAAAACGACAGAAUGCAUCAGAUCACAGAGGAUCGGGACGACAGGUUGGCCAACCUGACGAUGCAGUUGACCGAGAAUACCGACAGUGUCGCCAACUUGACCCGACAAAUGGCGGAUUUCGAUAAGUUACACCUGUCUAUGCUGGAACUUCUUGAAAAUGUGGAAAGUAUCGAGUUCAAAGUGGACAACAGUGUACCCGAUUUACGUAAAGAGAUCUCCAAGGUGGAGGUUCAAGUGAACGAGGCGAAAGCGGAAUUGAGCCAACUGAAGGAGGAGAUGUCGAAUUCGAGGAGUUCUAUGAAAGCUAUCGGGGUCAGUGUUUCAAAUUUACAAGACAGGGGUGCGGAAGAUCACAGGUUCUUGAAGGAAGUCGACGCUAGGGUUCAGAAUCUAAUCAGAUCCAACAGUUUGCAGAAUUCCAAACUUCACGACCACAUUUUGAAGUCCGAAUCCUCAAGCAUCGACCUAAACGCCACGAAAUCCACCAUCCACCUUGUCCAGGAACUGAAAUCCUUCGAGAAGGAAUACAAGGACAUCAUCAACAAACUACCCUACGACUGUGGCUCCGUAUCAGGUCCCAACGGCGUCUACCUCAUCAGUCCAGGCGAUGGAGAACCCAUUCUGGCCAACUGCGUGGACGGCUGGACUCUCAUCCAGAAGCGUUACGACGGCUCUGUCGACUUCAACCAAAACUGGAAUGACUACUCCAACGGCUUCGGCUCGGCAACCGGUGAACAUUGGUUGGGCAACAGGAACAUCCAUCAUUUGACUAAGAACAACUGUUCAAGUCUGCAGAUUAACAUGAAGGACAUCUACGGGAAAUACUGGCAGGCCAACUACGACGACAUCAGGGUGUUCGACUACACCAACGGCUUCAAGCUGGUGGUAAACAAGUAUCACGGCAACGCCAGCGACGCUCUGGAUUACCAGAACAACAUGGAAUUCUCUACGAUCGACAACGACAGGGACAUCUCCAACACCCAUUGCGCUAGUAACUACGAAGGGGGAUGGUGGUUUUCGCACUGCCAACAUGCCAAUCUUAACGGGAGGUACAAUUUGGGAUUGACGUGGUUUGACAGCUCGAGGAACGAGUGGAUAGCCAUAUCCAACAGCGAGAUGAGGGUGAAAAAGAGGGAUGUUUGCUAGGUGGAAGAAAGUAGUGUGAAUCAGCCAAAGCUGAACCCUGGAAAGGGUUCUUUCAAGAUGUUGAGUUUCAAUGUAAAUAGAUUUAUAUAAAGGUGGAUCGGUUGUCCACAGAUUUGCACGGGUUUACAUCGUUUUUGAUCGGAUUAGAUACUAUCAAAAUUGAUUAUAAAAGUAUUGUUAUUAUCCUGUUCAGUCGAGGGUUGCUAUUUGAGUUUUGAGAAGAGUAACAAAAUUAAAAAAUAAAUAUAAUGUGGUGAUAUCUAAUAAAAUAAUAGGUUGAGGACCCAGAAUAAGAAUUUGAAGAAUAUAUUCGGUAUCCUUCAGCUCCUGUAACGAUUCCAUAGAUAUCUUUUGAAGUACCCCGAUUGAAAUUAUUUGUUGGUGACACUAUUCUUUUUGUGAGUGAUUGUCAAACAAUGUAAUAUUCAGUGUUGAAUUGAAAAGCGAAUGGAAUUGAUGUCCAAAUAUGUCCCAAUCUCACAUUAUGUAACAUGACAAUCUUGCUCAGGAAGCGAUUCACCGUUUUUGGUUUAUCCACAUAGAAAAUCAACACCUAAAAAAAUUCUCGAGUCAAUUUCAUUUUUUGACUCGGUGAAUUAUUAUUCAAGUACUUGUGAACAACACAAAAGUCUUUAUUAUGGUAAAAGAUUAUAAGGACUAUUACCAAAAAAUUGUCAAAAUUUCGGUAACAAUAUUUAACCUUAUCUCCAGACUUGGGUAUUUAGCAACUCUCGGUCGUAUCUAUUUAUUAUUCCGUUAAAAAAAAACUACUGCUAUAUUUUUUGAAAUACGCUAUAAAUAUUGAUGUCUAUCUUUUGAAAACUCCAUGAUAAUUAAGAAACAAUAAAACAAGAAGUUUUAAUUAUUCCACAGAACUUGCCAACGUCAAUGACUAAAAAUAUCAGAAUGAAUAAAUUUUAUGAUAUUAAUGUAAAACAUUCCAAAAAACCUACGAAAAACUCAAAAGACAUCUUUGCAUAUCCAUAGCGCAGUUAUUUCCAUAAAUAUAGUUUAAUAGUUCUUGCUCAUUAGGAUGAAUCUAAUAAUAACUGUUGAACUCGUGCAAAUCAUUUUCAUUGUUGAAUAUGAGGAGAUUUUAAUCACAAAGAAUUUAUGUCAUAAUCCCCAUCUCUGCAUUGUUGUUGAUAUUUCUCCACAGUCUCUUCGAAAUUCAAUUUUGAGCGAAGAAAUAUGAAUACCUUACCUUCAUUUUGAAUGAAUACAGAUGAUGUCAAAAGUAUAAGAACCAAAGACUAUUCUAGUUCAAUAUUUAUAUUUAUGUAAUAUCUUUAAUGUUUAAGUAUUAUUUAAGCUGGAGUAUUUUCCUUAUAGUGGUAAGGAAUUAGUUGUGUAGUUAGAUAGAAGAACGAGUCAGAAUCGGAAGAAGUUGUUGUAAGUUGUAUUUUUGACUGCCAUAUAAUUUUUACCAUUUUAAAUAUGUAUAUAUUUUAUAAUUUAUUGAAUGUUGGUCAUAUUUCCUUGAGAAUUCCAUUGUAUAUACCUUUGUACCAAUGACUAAUUUUUCUUAAUAAAAUUUGAUCUACGCCGAAGAAAA
This is a messenger RNA of Harmonia axyridis, 3638 nucleotides long. Its product is annotated as protein scabrous-like. Lineage: Eukaryota; Metazoa; Arthropoda; Insecta; Coleoptera; Coccinellidae. The coding region runs from base 32 to 2083 and encodes 683 amino acids. The record is from RefSeq and is a predicted model, not a curated record. The transcript has 4 exons.